UCAGUUAUAUUUGUGUUAAUAAGAUUUUAUAGUGGAAAUUGAUUAAAAGUACACUUAAAAUCGGCAUGGAGAAUGCUUUUAUGUUAUCUGUGUCUGAUACAUUAAAAGCAUAUGGAGUAAAAGAAGAGUUUGGGCUUGAUAACACCACUGUUAAAAUACGACUUGAGAAAUAUGGUUUAAAUGAGUUGCCUGCUGAGGAAAGUAAACCAUUAUGGAAAAUGGUGUUAGAACAGUUUGAAGAUCUUCUUGUUAGAAUUUUAUUACUAGCUGCCGCAAUUUCAUUUAUAUUAGCGUUUUUUGAAGAUGGUGAAGAUCAAUUGACAGCAUUUGUUGAGCCUUUUGUAAUACUGGUAAUCCUUAUAUUAAAUGCAGUUAUGGGUGUAUGGCAAGAAAGAAAUGCUGAGUCUGCUAUAGAAGCUCUUAAGGAAUAUGAACCUGAUGAGGCAAAGGUAAUGCGUGAAGGUGAAAUUAAAGUUAUCAGAGCUAAGUUUCUUGUUCCUGGCGACAUAGUUCAUGUUUCAGUUGGAGACAAAGUUCCAGCAGAUAUACGCAUCACAAAAAUCAAGUCGACUGUUAUAAGAAUAGAUCAAUCUAUACUUACUGGUGAAAGUGUCAGUGUUGUAAAAUUUACUGAGGCAGUUCCAGAUAAGCGUGCUACCAAUCAAGAUAAAAAAAAUAUGUUAUUUUCAGGUACAAAUGUUGCAAGUGGAAACUGUGUUGGAGUUGUGGUUGGGACUGGUGUUAACACAGAAAUUGGAAAAAUUCGAGACAACCUUGCCGAGUCUAGUAAUGAAAGAACACCUCUCCAAGAUAAGCUUGAUGAGUUUGGGGAACAACUUUCUAAGGUAAUAACACUAAUAUGCAUAUCAGUAUGGGCAAUUAACAUAGGUCAUUUUAAUGAUCCGGUCCAUGGUGGAUCAUGGGUGAAGGGAGCUGUUUAUUAUUUUAAAAUUGCUGUUGCAUUGGCUGUUGCUGCAAUCCCAGAAGGUCUUCCUGCUGUCAUAACUACAUGUCUUGCUUUAGGUACACGGAGAAUGGCGAAAAAAAAUGCAAUAGUUAGGUCACUUCCCUCAGUUGAAACACUUGGUUGUACUUCAGUUAUUUGUUCUGAUAAAACUGGUACUUUAACUACAAAUCAAAUGUCUGUUAAUAAAUUUUUUAUUAUUUCACCUGAUCAAAAUUCAUUUACUCAUUUUGAUGUCACCGGAUCAACUUAUGAACCUACUGGAAGCAUAACUGUUGAUGGCAAGAAGAUCAAGUGCAAAGAUUAUGAGGUUCUUAAUGAGUUUGCAACAAUAUGUUCCUUGUGCAAUGAUUCUUCUUUAGAAUAUAACAAGGCCAAAAACAGUUAUGAAAAGAUCGGAGAGCCAACAGAAGUGGCUUUAUUUGUACUUGUGGAAAAGUUAAAUGUUAACGAAAUUGACUUAAAAAACUGUUCUGUUUCUCAACUAGCAAGUGCUUGUAAUAAAAAUCUAAGAGCGCAUUUUAGUAAGGACUUCACUAUGGAGUUUUCAAGAGAUAGAAAAUCAAUGGGCGUUUAUUGCAUACCAGCAACUAAUUCACACCAUUCACAUCCAAAGAUUUUUGUAAAAGGUGCUCCUGAAAGCUUAAUUGAGCGAUGCAAUUUUGUGCGUGUUGGCAAAGAUAAGAUUCCAAUGACAAAGCAACUUAGAGAAGGAAUUCUCCAACAAGUGAAUAUUUAUGGAACAGGUAAAGAUACAUUGCGAUGCCUUGCACUAGCUACAGUUGAUGACCCAAUAUCAAAAAAUGAAAUGGACCUCACAGACUCUAAAAACUUCAUCAAAUAUGAGUGUAAUAUGACCUUUGUUGGUGUUGCUGGAAUGUUGGAUCCCCCACGCACAGAAGUUCGUGAUUCCAUUAAAGAAUGUUAUGAAGCUGGUAUUCGAGUCAUUGUUAUAACAGGUGACAAUAAAAAUACUGCAGAAGCAAUUUGUCGACGAAUUGGCGUUUUUAGUGAAAAUGAAAGUACUAAUGGAAAGUCAUUUUCAGGACGUGAAUUUGAUGAAUUGUCAGAAGUCGAGCAAAGAGAGGCUUGUAGAAAUGCAAGAUUGUUUUCAAGAGUCGAACCUUCUCAUAAAAGUGCUAUUAUAGAGUACAUCCAAGCUGAUGGUGAAGUUGCAGCUAUGACUGGUGAUGGUGUUAAUGAUGCUCCUGCUUUGAAAAAGGCAAAGAUUGGAAUAGCUAUGGGCAGUGGAACAGCUGUAGCAAAGUCAGCAUCUGAUAUGGUUCUUGCUGAUGAUAACUUUUCUACAAUUGUGGCUGCUGUUGAAGAAGGACGAUCGAUAUACAAUAAUACAAAACAAUUUAUUCGCUAUCUCAUUUCAUCAAAUAUUGGCGAGGUGGUUAGUAUUUUUUUAACUGCUGCUUUGGGUAUGCCUGAAGCUCUAAUACCUGUUCAAUUGCUAUGGGUUAACUUAAUGACAGAUGGUCCUCCAGCCACAGCUUUAAGCUUCAACCCACCUGAAACUGAUAUAAUGAAAAAGCCUCCCAGAAGAGCAAAGGAACCUCUUAUUAGUGGAUGGUUAUUCUUUCGAUACCUUAUUAUAGGAGUUUAUGUUGGCAUAGCAACUGUAGCUUCAUCAGCUUGGUGGUUUAUGUUUUAUGAAGAAGGUCCACAAAUGAGCUUCUAUCAGUUAAGUCAUCAUAUGCAGUGUUCAUCGACUUCAGAACAUUUUGUAGGAAUUUCAUGUAAUAUUUUCAAAGACCUUCAUCCAAUGACAAUGGCUCUCUCUGUUCUUGUUACUAUUGAAAUGUUGAAUGCUUUAAAUAGUGUCAGCGAAAAUCAAAGUUUAUUAGUCAUGCCACCGUGGAAAAAUAGAUCUUUAUUAACUGCAAUUGCUGCUUCAAUGAUCCUGCAUUUUUUUAUAUUGUAUGCUCCCUUCAUGAAGCCAAUAUUUCGUGUAACUCCUCUUAAUUGGACUGAAUGGAAAGCAGUUUUAUACUUCUCCGUGCCAGUCAUUUUUAUUGAUGAAAUUUUGAAAUUUAUAACAAGAAACUUUAUGAUGCAAUCAUCAACACUAGUCAAAACAAAGCAAGAUUGAUUAGGGAUUAAAAAUAGUUUUGUACUGAAAAUCACUAAAUUAAAAAAUUCAAUUGAAUCGUGGCAUGUUUUAUAUUUCUUGGAUUCUUCAGAAUCAGCUGGUCUACCACUUCGAACGUUUAAAUGGAAAAUACUAGUUAUAUAAAUGACGAUGCACUUUUUGUUGCGCCAAGUUUAAUGUAAACAGCUGUAAUAAAUUUAAUAACUCCAAA
This is a messenger RNA of Hydra vulgaris (swiftwater hydra), 3273 nucleotides long. Its product is annotated as sarcoplasmic/endoplasmic reticulum calcium ATPase 2. Gene Ontology annotation, biological process: calcium ion transmembrane transport; intracellular calcium ion homeostasis. Lineage: Eukaryota; Metazoa; Cnidaria; Hydrozoa; Anthoathecata; Hydridae. Gene Ontology annotation, molecular function: ATP binding; ATP hydrolysis activity; P-type calcium transporter activity. Gene Ontology annotation, cellular component: membrane. The record is from RefSeq and is a predicted model, not a curated record.